UGCGCAGGCGCGCUGACGCCGUUCCGCAACUCUAACCGUUAGAGUGAGCGAGCGUCUUCUCCGUGGCGUUGGCGCGAACGCCGCGUCCCCGCCGCUCCGGGGCAUGCUGCAGAGGCGUCGUGGCCGGCCCAGCUCCCACGCGGUGGAGGACCGCGAUGGGGACUGCGACGGAGACUCCGAGACGCCGAGCACGUCCCGCGGGCCGGGCGGCGCGUCCCAGGGCGCUCGCCGGUCCCAGGCCUCCCCCGGUGUGGGGCCGCGGACCCAGAAGCAGCUGGAGCUGAAGGUGGCCGAACUGGUGCAGUUCUUGCUAAUCAAGGACCAGAGGAAGAUCCCUAUCAAGCGCAUCGAUAUCAUGAAACACGUGGUGGGAGACUACAAGGACAUCUUCCCGGACCUGCUCAGGCUGGCCGCCGAGCGCCUGCAGUACGUGUUCGGGUACAAGCUGGUGGAGCUGGAGCCCAAGAGCAACACCUACAUCCUGGUCAACACCCUGGAGCCCGUGGAGGAGGACGCUGAGGUGAGGGGCGACCAGGGCACGCCCACCUCGGGGCUGCUGAUGAUUGUCCUGGGACUCAUCUUCAUGAAGGGCAACACCGUCAAGGAGACGGAGGUCUGGGACUUCCUGCGGCGGUUGGGGGUGUACCCCACCAAGAAGCAUUUAGUCUUCGGGGAUCCCAAGAAACUUAUUACCGAAGACUUCGUGCGGCAGCGUUAUCUGGAGUACCGGCGGAUACCGCACACGGAUCCUGUGGACUAUGAACUUCAGUGGGGCCCGCGGACCAAGCUAGAAACCAGCAAGAUGAAAGUUCUUAAGUUUGUGGCCAAAGUCCAUAAUCAGGACCCCAAGGACUGGCCAGCGCAGUACUGCGAGGCCUUGGCAGAUGAAGAGAACAGAACCAGGCCCCCUGGGCCCAGCGGCCCAUCCCAGUCCUCCUGAAAGCCGCAGUGGACUCCCAGGGACUCCUGGAACCAGCGUCUGCAAGCAGAAGGCUUGAAAGGACCGGGGACCUGGGGACAGGACGGAGGGAGCGCGUUGGGGCAGUGCUUGGAUGGGUAUAGCCUGACGAUGUUUGGUAAAGUUGGGGAUUGUUUUGAUCCUGUUGUUUGGUUACAGAUUUUCACUUAUAAACAGGAACAUUUUGUUUUAUUACCUUCGGCAUAAACUGUUUUCUAGCUUUGUAAAACUAACUGGAAAACUGUAUUGUGGUUGACAUUUAAGGAAGCAUAUAAUGUUUUGGUGCCAGCAAGUAAAAGCAGAAGAGGCUAUUAUGUGGUCUGUUAUUCCAGUUCGUAAGGAAAAGUCUUUAUAAAAUUAAAAGUGUAAUUGCCUGUGUCUCUUCCACCUGAACACAUCUGUUUUAUUUUUAUAUGUUUCCUACUUUGACAACUAUUAUGCAUGGUUCCAAGCAAUGUGCAGAAUGUAUUUUCUCUGAGUAAUAAAUUUUUAUAUCAUAGUUAUUAGUCAUUUCUACUGCUACCUCUUGGUUCCAUUUAGGUGUUUUGUUUUUUGCUGCUAUAGUUAUAAUAAACACUGUAUUUUUAUAGUCAACCAUUUCAUGUUUUUUAAUUGUGAACCUUAAGGACAUUUUGUAGCUCAAACCAGCAUCCUAAAAAAUAAAAUGCUCUGUGGAAGUUA
This is a messenger RNA of Cavia porcellus (domestic guinea pig), 1639 nucleotides long. RefSeq names its product NSE3 homolog, SMC5-SMC6 complex component (gene Nsmce3). NCBI's taxonomy places the organism in Eukaryota, Metazoa, Chordata, Mammalia, Rodentia, Caviidae. Bases 104 to 940 code for a protein of 278 amino acids. The record is from RefSeq and is a predicted model, not a curated record. Gene Ontology annotation, biological process: negative regulation of transcription by RNA polymerase II. Gene Ontology annotation, cellular component: nucleus. The transcript has a single exon.